Pseudonaja textilis is the source of this 7307-nucleotide messenger RNA. RefSeq names its product coagulation factor VIII (gene F8). The record is from RefSeq and is a predicted model, not a curated record. NCBI's taxonomy places the organism in Eukaryota, Metazoa, Chordata, Lepidosauria, Squamata, Elapidae. Gene Ontology annotation, molecular function: signaling receptor activity; oxidoreductase activity; copper ion binding. Gene Ontology annotation, cellular component: plasma membrane.
GAUAGCGUGUGUGAAAACAUGUUUCUCUCUCCAGUGGCAGGUCAGAAGACCUACUGGUGUUUCACAGCAACCUGAGGAUGGAGUUUGCUGAAUAAGUCCUUCUUCUCCAGGAUUUCCCUCUGAAUCAGACACCAUUGGCAGAUGUUGGUAGACCAUGUGGAAGUUGCUUUCACUCAGACUUAUUUUGCUGGGCUGCAUCUUUCAGGAAAGCAUUGGCAUCACCAGACGAUAUUACAUUGGAGCAGUGGAGAAGGAAUGGAACUAUAGGCCCACCAGACAGAAUGGAUUGUCUUCCUCCACCCCAGGCCCUCCAUAUAAGAAGGCGAUUUAUUUGGAAUAUACAGAUUCUACGUUCAGAGAAGUAAAACCCAAACCUGCUUGGAUGGGUCUUUUGGGGCCCAUCGUCCAAGCCGAAAUCUAUGACAAGGUGAUCGUGACCUUUAAGAAUAUGGCUUCCCGUCCCUUCAAUAUCCAUGCCAAAGGUGUAUCUUACUGGAAAGCUUCUGAAGGAGCAGGCUAUGAAGAUCUGACCAGCCAGCUAGAGAAAGAAGACGAUGCUGUGGAACCUGGUCACACCCAUGUCUAUGUGUGGGAGAUCUUAGAAGAUCAAGGGCCAACCGGAUCGGACACACACUGUUUAACUUAUGCCUACUCCUCUCACGUGGACAGUGUCAAGGAUAUUAAUUCUGGAUUGAUUGGACCACUGUUGGUCUGUAAGCCAGGAGCUUUGAUGAGUAUGAAAUCCAGGGGAAAAAUACAAGAAUUUGUGCUGCUGUUUUCUGUAUUUGAUGAAGACAAGAGCUGGUAUUCUCCUUCUCACAUCAGAGGAAACUCACAGUCUCCGCUGACUCAACAUCAGUUUCAUACCAUCAAUGGGUUCAGUCAUUCUUCUCUGCCUGAUCUCAGGCUGUGUGAGAAGAGGCCUGUCUAUUGGUAUGUCAUUAGCCUGGGCAGCCAGCCUGAAGUUCACUCCAUACUUUUUGAGGGUCACAGUUUUCUGGUGAGAGAACAUCGCCUUGCCACUCUGGAUAUCUCCCCCGCCAUUUUCCUCACAGCUGAGACAACACCCAGAACCAACGGCACAUUUCGGAUGUUCUGCCAGAUUCCAUCACAUCAGCGAGCUGGCAUGGAAGCCUUAAUCCAAGUGGAAGUUUGUCCAGAACUUAUUGAGAAGAAGCUGAGGCAAGCAGAGCCGUCAUCAAGUGAGGACUAUUAUGAUGAAUAUGAGGAAGAGGAUAUGGAAAGCACAGUGAUAGACUUGGAUGAAUUUUCACCAAGGAUUGUUGGGCGUUCUCGGGCCAAAAGACUACCUCAGAUUUGGACGCAUUAUAUUGCUGCGGAGGAAGGUGAUUGGGACUACGCCCCAGUGAAGCCCACUCACCUGGACAGCACUUAUAGCAAAUCUCUGGAAAGUGGCCCCCAGAGGAUCGGGUCCAAGUACAAGAAAGCAAUGUUUGUGGAAUACGAGGAUGGGGCUUUCAACAAGCGAAAGGCACCCAAAGCAGAUCAUUUGGGCCUCCUGGGACCAGUCCUGCAAGGAGAAGUUGGUGACGAGUUUGUUAUUGUGUUUAAGAAUUUGGCCAGCCGGCCAUACAACAUUUAUCCUCACGGAAUCACCAAUGUCACUUCAUUCCAUCCUAUCGGAAGUCUCCGACAUCAGAAUAUGAAGGUGGUACCGAUACGACCCAAACAGGUGUUCACGUACAGGUGGAAGAUAAUGCCAGAGGAUGGGCCGACCAGAUCUGAUCCCAGUUGCCUGACUCGCUACUAUUACAGCUCAAUCAAACCGGCUAAAGACUUAGCAUCUGGGCUUAUUGGACCCCUCCUGAUCUGUUUCAAAGAAAGCAUGGAUCUGAGAGGCAAUCAGAUGAUUGCCGAUGAAGCGAGAUUUGUGCUGUUUUCUGUCUUUAAUGAAAAUUGGAGCUGGUACUUGUCAGAGAAUGUCAAGCGAUAUUGUUCCGAUGCAGCCAACAUUAAGCCUCAAGACCCUGAAUUCUAUGCAUCCAACGUCAUGUACAGUAUCAAUGGGUAUGUCUUUAAUAAUCUUCAAAUGAAACUCUGCCAGAACCAGGUGGUCUAUUGGUAUGUCCUAAACGUGGGUGCCCAGAGCGAGAUCAUCUCUGUCUUCUUCUCCGGAAACACUUUUAAGCACAACACUGUCUCUGAGGAGGUCCUGGCAAUCUACCCCUUCACUGGAGAGACGGUUAUCAUGUCCAUGGACAAUCCAGGCAAAUGGAUGCUGGGAUGCUUGAAUCCUAAUUUUCGAAAACAAGGUAUGAGAGCUAAGUUAAGUAUUUUCGUAUGUCACGAAGAAGAGCACGUUGGCAAGGACUAUGAAGAUUACUAUGAUGAAGGCAUUCCAUCAGAUUAUAUCGGUGAAGCCAAUACCCUACAGGCAAGAGGUUUCUCCAAGACAAGUAGACAUCUCCAACAAUGCCCAAAUGCUACCUCACUUUCAGAAGAUGGAAGGAUGAAGUGCCUUGAGCAAUCUAACCAUCUUCUCAAAAAAAACCACAACAAGAAUUCCACUGACCCCCUCAUCUCUCCUGGGGAACCCUUAACCUUGGAUGAACCCUUGUUUGACAUGUUGCCCAUGGAUGCUUUCUCCAUUGAAGAACAACCUCUACCGAAGCAAAGUUUUGAAGAACGUUCUCCUUCAGAAAACUCACCACUCGCACAGGAAAUAUCACUUCAUAAUAACCUUUCGUUAGCAAGUUCAGCCAAUCUAGAUAGAAAAGCUCUUGACGCAGGAAUUCAUAGGCCAACUAAUGGUCCCGGAAACUCUACAUCUGUAAGUGAACUUCUUUCUCUUGGUAACAAUGAUAUUCAUACAGUGCCCCACAAUGAAGCAAUCAAUGCAAAACCUCUGAGGAAGACUCCGCAGGGUAAUGAGAGCAAGAAGAUUAUGGAGCUCAAGAUAAAUCGAACGGUUGGAUUGCCAAAUCUUUUGAAGGGACAAAAUCCCUUAGUUCCAAAGAGAGAGGAGGCGAUGAGUUCAGAUAAAUGGAUUGAUAUUAUGGACAGGUCUCUCCAUGAUAAUGAUAUUGAAAAUGACUAUGACAGAUUCUCUAUAAAUCUCUCUUCUACUAACACUGGAAGAGAUAGCUUGCCACUCCCAGGAGAUUUUCAAGAAACAAACCAAGAUAAGCAUCUCUCAGGAAAAGAAUCUUUGCCCAAAUUCAAAGCUGCAUCCAGUAAGACCAGUGUUACAAAUUCCCAUAGAGUCCUGAAUGUAUUUGUGGAGCAAAACGUUACGCAAAAUAGGUCAAUUUUAAGGAUUCCCCAGGUAAAUUUAUCUGGGAAAGGAGAUAUUUUACACCUAGAAGGAACCUCUCCAUCACAGCCAGCUGGCCUGGGGAAGAAUAUAAGUUCUAACCCAGAAAAGAACCAGUCAAAACCAAACCAAGAGAGCCCAGAAAUGACAACAUAUGGGACAAAGUCAAUGGCCUGUCAACAGCAUUCCCAUGGUUGUAGGAGGCACUUGAGAGAGAGGUCUGCAAAAUCCCAGGAAGUCCUGUUGGAUGAAAUAGCUGCUAGAACAGAUUCCAAAGCUAAAACUUCUAGAGAGAGCGAUGAAAGAGUUCAGCCAUUGCUCAGCUUCCUCAAGACAAGCGAUAAGACUGAGUCUUUUAUAACAGGACCUCCCUUAACAGGUAGAGCUAAAGGAGAUCAUCCGAUAACAAAUGAUGAAAGAACCACAGCUUCAUAUUCUUCUCUAUGGAACAUCAUCCAAUAUAAUCUAAGCUUAUCCCCUGCAAUAAACAAUGUAUUCAAUACCACUGCGACUCCUCAUCAUGUUAUGACAGAAACAAGAGACCAUAAUAUGGAAACAAAGCAAGGGCUGACUUCAAAUGUUUUUGCAGAAGGAAAUAUUUCAGAAAUCAACUUACUUUCUCUGAAAAACACAGAACCAGCACGCACAUCUGGCCCAUUUAGCUCUCCCAAAGAUGCACCAAUUAUGAGACAAGCUGGACCAGAAACUCUUUUGCAGUCACACUUAAGGAAGCCUAAUGGAGAUCAAGAACAAACAUUAAGAAACGAAUCUUUGAAAGCUACUAUUAAGAGAGAGGAGGCGAAAAUCUUGCUGCAACAAACUCCAUCAGCAAACGAUAGGUUUUCUCAAGAGCUUCCAUCAUCCAACCAGAGCGUUCAAGGGCAGCUGUUGAAGGACAUCAAUAGCUCCAAAGAAAUGAAUGGGUUUAAUGAUGAACAAAGCGAAACUCCCAGCUUAAAAGAUGAAUCAGCAGUAUUCAAAGGAAAGGAAGAAGUGGGAAUCCCACUCAGCAAAGAUUCGGGGGCCGAGUUUCAUGUGAAGGUCUCCAGAACCUCCUUAGAUGUCAACCCACCAGCGGGAGAAAACUUCUCAAGACCUAUGAAAGAGAAAUUCGACUAUGAUGAAUAUAGCAAUGCAGAGGAGUCCAAGGAGGAGUUCGAUAUCUAUGAAGAUGAACAAGAUCCCCGGAUGUUCACUGGGAAAAUCCGUCCAUAUUACAUUGCUGCAGUUGAGGUGACAUGGGAUUACGGUGGCUCUAUUCCCUCCCCAUAUCUGAGAGACAGUGAUCCGAGGACCAACUGGAGAAAGCUCUCUAGAAGUUAUAAGAAAGUUGUUUUCCAAGAAUAUUUUGACAGCAGUUUUACACGACAGAUAGUCCGUGGAGAGCUAGAUGAACAUUUGGGUAUUCUGGGACCAUUCAUCCGUGGACAGGUUGAAGAUACAAUUGUGGUGACUUUCAAGAACAUGGCUUCCCGACCUUAUUCUUUCCAUUCUAACUUACUGCCAUAUGAAGGCAGUCAGGAAGAUAGAGAAUACGAGAGACCAGAGGCUGUUCAGCCUAACCAGGUUCGCCAGUACUCCCUCAAGGUGUUGCCUGAAAUGGCUCCUAGUACCAGUGAAUUCGACUGCAAAGCAUGGGCCUACUUUUCCAGUGUUAACUUGGAAAAAGACUUGCAUUCCGGGCUUAUUGGACCUCUGAUUAUUUGCCAGGCUGGGGUUCUCCGCACCACACACACCAGACAAUUGUCUAUUCAAGAGUUCUCCUUACUCUUCACCAUCUUUGAUGAAACGAAGAGUUGGUAUUUUGCUGAGAACUUUGAAAGGAACUGCCCGUCUCCUUGCCGAAUCCAGAUGGAUGAUCCUGUCCUUAAAAGCAACCACACCUUCUACGCUAUCAAUGGACAUGUGAGAGACACGUUGCCAGGCCUUGUGAUGGGUCUACAUCAACGGGUCAGGUGGUACCUGCUGAACGCAGGUGGCAUUGAGGACAUCCACGCUGUCCACUUCCAUGGGCAGGUGUUCACUAUCCGAAUGGCUGAGGAGUACCGUUUGGCCAUCUACAACCUCUUUCCUGGUGCCUUUGAGACUGUGGAAAUGAAACCAUCUCAUCCCGGGAUCUGGCGAGUGGAGUGUGUGGUGAGUGAACACGAACAGGCAGGAAUGAGUGCCCUCUUCCUCGUGUACAACAAAGAUUGCCAGAGUCCUCUGGGCUUAGCUUCAGGAUAUAUUGCUGAUUCUCAGAUCACGGCUUCAGAACACUCUGGUGGAUGGGUCCCCAGUCUGGCCAGGUUGGACAACUCUGGCUCAAUCAAUGCUUGGAGGAGUGAGCAAAAGAACUCCUGGAUCCAGGUGGACUUGCUCCAAUCCAAGAUCAUCCAUGGAAUCAAGACCCAAGGAGCUCGGCAGAAAUUAACCAACUAUUACAUCUCCCAGUUUCAAAUCUUCUACAGUCUGGAUGGAGAGACUUGGAAGAGUUAUAAAGGCAAUUCUACCAACUCUCAAAUGAUAUUCUCCGGAAACGUGGAUGGAGUGAGCGUGAAGGACAAUGCCUUCGAUCCUCCCAUUGUAGCCCGUUAUCUCCGUCUCCACCCAACGCAUUUCAACUUUCGCAACACCUUGAGGAUGGAGUUGCUAGGCUGCGACCUGAACAGCUGUUCCAUGCCGCUAGGAAUGGAGAGCAAAUCCAUUCUUAAUGAACAGAUUACUGCCUCCUCUUGGGCUGACAAUGUGUUUGCUACUUGGUCUCCCUUUCUGGCCCGGCUCAAUUUGAAAGGAAGAAUAAAUGCAUGGAGACCAGAGGUUGACAGCACAACUGAGUGGCUUCAGGUAAACUUUAAGAAGAUCGUACGGGUGACAGGAUUGAUAACUCAAGGCGCCAAAUCUGCCUUCACCCAUAUGUUUGUAAAGGAGUUCAGUCUUUCCACCAGCAUAGAUGGCCAAAACUGGAUAUCCGUCCUUCAACACGGGGAGAAACAGGUUUUCCAGGGAAAUCACGAUUAUUUCCAGCCCGUGAUGAACUUUCUGGAUGUCCCGUUCUUUGCCAAAUAUUUGAGGAUACACCCACUCAAGUGGAACAAACAUAUUGCCCUGAGGAUGGAGGUGUUGGGUUGCGACAACGAGCAGACAGACUCCUAGUCAAGAUCAAACCGUCUUUGGCUUUUUCCGCAAACGCUCAAACGAGUAGAAUAUUCUCCUGUCCAGCCCACCGCAACGCUGUACAUAUAUCAUCAUAAAAUAUACUUCCAUUAUUCUUGUGUUUUUUGCCAAUGGUGUUUGGCUGCAUAAGGAGCAAAGUGAAGGCUCUGCAACAUGUUGCAAUGGUAUAUAUAGCCCGUGACAUGUGUCAAGUGUGGGUUUUGUUAGGAUCGUAUUCUGGAAUUGAGGAACAGCAGUAUAUCUUCGCUCGCAAACUUUGUGCGGGAUUUCUUAGAGGCCAGGACAUUAGCUGCAUGAAUUCCUAUGAUGGGCUUUGCAUUUUUUGGUGGUGGGAGGGAGGAUUUGAAACGAGCACUUUCUUCCCCACGGUCACUGUUCUCAUGAUGGUUCAUCAAGAGUGGUUUUUAAGAAGAAAUUAAGACAGUCACUUGUCUCAAAUUGUAUCGGGCCUCCUGCUUGAGCAGGGGUCAGAUUAGAAGACCUCUGAGGUCCCUUCCAGCUCUGUUCUGAUUGGUUGGUGGUCUUCCCAAAGAUACCACUGAUAUCUAAAGAAGAAGCUAGUACUAUCAGCAACAUCUCCUACUGAUCAAGGAAAGAGGAAAUGUUUCGUUUUGGGAAACCUGAGCAUAGAUCUUAAUUGUUGAGUAUUUGCUAGCCUCCAACAUUUUGAAGAAGCUACAGAGAGCUCCUGGAAAGCAAAUUAACCUGCAGAGGCCCAAAACAUCCAGUCAACCUUUCUUGAAGUCAACCAUAGAUUUAUCCUUUUACUAGAACCAGCCAUGGCUUGACGUUGGACUACAAAAAAGUCUUGUAGGUUGUGAUGGGUCGGAAUUGUCAUCUGUCAAAUCAAAAAGGCUGUUCAAUUAAAAAAAUUGUU